CCUCAGUCCAUUUUCGAUCUUGCUAACUCCCAAGACAGAUUUCGUAUUCUAUUAGCGCGCGUAAAGUGAUUUCUCUAUCGGAUCUCUUACAUUCAUCCUAUUUCGAAGGCUGUCGGAACGAAGUCGCUUUUAAAGUUGAGAUUCUUGUAGUUUUCGGUGUUGUAAAAUCGUAAAUUUGUUUACUUCUGGAUUAAGGGAUAAAAUGAUGGGACAGUGGGAAAUGGACUGCGUUGGAGGCGGCACGUGAUCUUUGUUUGGAUGCAGUUGUUUAAUGCGGACCGAGCCAGAAGAAAUUGAUAGCACUAAGACUGAAGUGUCCACAAGUGCCAAAAUGUGUUAAAAAUGAGCUUGUCGGACUCGCAGCUCGCCCAGGAACCAGGUCCUUUGGACCAGACCGUCAGUUUAUCGGUGGAAGGAGAGAACGAGUGGAAUGACACAGAAGACAUUAAGUUAACACUUAACAUAACGGAAACCCACUGUAAGACUGUCUACGCGAAUAAGACUGCGGCUUUGGCUGAAAUCAACCCUGAUGGUUUCUGUCCGGUGACCACAGAUGGGUUGCUCUGUUGGCCCCCUACGCCCAUCAACGAAACAACCUAUGUUAAGUGCUUUGCCGAACUUAUGAGCAUUAAAUACGAUGAUACACAAAAUGCCACAAGGAUGUGUCUCGCCAACGCUACUUGGACGAAGGCGGACUACUCCAAGUGCACGGAAAUUAUUCUUAUUCCGGACGUGGAAACUCAAGCCACGAUUUAUUUCGUUGGAUAUGUUUUAAGUUUAAUUACGCUGUCGAUAGCGCUGGGGAUUUUCACAUAUUUCAAAGAGCUGCGAUGCCUUCGAAAUAGAAUUCACAUGAAUCUGAUGUGGUCGUACAUGCUAAUGUACUGUAUGUGGAUCGUAACCUUGACCGUGCUCAGCUCAAAAGACGGAGCUUCCAUAGCUUGUAUAUUUAUCAUCACGUUGUUACAUUAUUUUCACAUUUCGACGUUCUUUUGGAUGUUCGUUGAGGGACUGUAUCUUUAUAUUUUGGUUGUUGAAACCCUGACCAGAGAGAAUUUCAAGUUGAGGGUUUAUGUAGGCAUCGGCUGGGGCCUGCCGAUGGUGUUUAUCCUUAUUUGGGCGGUGGUCAAAAGCUUCAUUCCAUCAGAUGCGGAUCCUUCCUCGUGUACGUGGUUCAACAGUCACGCAGUCGACUGGAUCUACCAGGGCCCCACUCUGGCAAUCCUCCUCCUCAACUUAGCCUUCCUUCUCGCUAUAAUGUGGGUGUUAAUUACGAAACUUCGAUCCGCCAACACCGUGGAAACGCAACAAUACCACAAAGCUGCAAAAGCCCUCCUCGUACUUAUGCCCUUGCUCGGCAUCACCUACGUGAUCACCAUGUACGCUCCAACCCCUGACAAAAAAUCGGAAAUGAUCUUCGAAUGCGUGCGGGCGGUCCUUCUCUCGACACAGGGCUUCACCGUGGCUCUGUUCUACUGUUUCUUGAACACGGAGGUGCAGAAUACCGUACGACACCACUUCGAGACGUGGAAAACGCGAAGGUCCUUAGGACCGAGCAGACUGCGCUCCGGAAGCAGGAGCAAGGAUUGGUCGCCCAGAUCUAGGACUGAAAGUAUUCGAGAUACGGAAUGGACAUUGGUAAUGCCGGAUGAUGUCGAACCUGAAGGAAAAUUCGCCGGGCGCCGUCAGACCAACGGAUGCGUUCGCUAAGACCGUGUUUUGCCAGUCCAUCCCGAGGCGCUUUGCACGGAGAUACAAUUUAAUACUGGAAUUCGUAUAUUUUCAAAUGUAAUAACAUACUGUGCGAUACAAUUCUUAUUCGCCUCUGGACUAACAUGUGCUGGGGAUGGGCGAGGGUUUGUUGAACUGUUUCAUAUUGUUUUGAAUUAAAAUUAAAAAACAAAAGGAAAGCGGAUCUGUGGGUUGUUGGUAGAUGUUCGAUUUUGGAAGAUGUAGUUAGUUGUAAAAUAAGGAAGCACUUUGUCUAUGACCAGAUGUGUUUUCUUUGCAAUGUUAUUAAAGGCAACAGCAUCGAUUUCUUUUAUGUUAGUAGAUAGGUUUUUUAUUUCGAAAUCGAGCUUUCAGGAUUUCAUGGAAAUCGUGCCUUAUUUUACCUCAUUCCAAACGCUGGCGCGCAGAGAGUGUAAAUCGAAGUUUUAAAGGCAUUUUUUUUGUUAAAAUUUUGGUGUAAUUUAAUUUCACAGUUUGUGCUUACGAAAUUUCAACAAAACCCAAUAUCGCUAUAACGGCGUAUAGAACAAACAUUUUUCAACACUUUCAUCACAACGACCAUUGUGGGCCUAGUCUUUCGAACAUCAAUUUUUUAACCCAUAAAAAACAAGUGUUCUCAUAAAUCACUCGAGUUUGUUUUUACGAUUGGCCACGUGAGACCCAUCGACAAAGCUCAAAGGUAAUUUGUGAAACGAAUUUAAAAUCUAGAUAAGUUACGAGUAAAAUGUGCGUCGAUUCGCAUGACAAAAAUAUGAAACAGUUCGAACGCACCAGAAUUAAUUACCACAAGUUAAUACCCCUUAGGCAACUAAAAUGUUUUGCGUUGUCGUGCAUAUUAGUUUCCCAGCGGUUAAUUAACCUGUAACUGGAAGUUGUCAAAUAUAUUAAAUUUGAACACGAUCAAUGCCGAGGUGGCUUUGGUUGUUUUAACAACCGGUGUGAGAAAAAGAAACGGAUUUUUGUAGAUAGUGGAGGGUUCAAAGAAAUUUUUGUGUGGUUAGUCAGUUGACUUAUUUUGACUUUGAUCUACUUUGAGAAAGAAGUAGAUAAUUUAAAACUGCGUUUUUGAGAUUUAUUAUAUACAAAUUCCAGUAAAGUUUCGUCAAAUUGAAACCUGUUUAAUUUAACGUUAUAUAUUUAAAUGAGUAUAGACGUUUAGAGAUGCCUAGAGUUAUUUUGACUAGUGGAACGAAGGUAUACAAUAAACGUUUAUUUACUAGUUACUCAUUGUUAACCAUGAGACAAAUAUUUAUAUUGUUCACAUUUACAUUUAUUUUUUUAGUUCAUUUUAUAAUUACAGAAAUUUUACAUUGUUGUAGUUCAUGCCGAAAAUGUAGAGAGAUAGAAAUAUAAAAAUCCGCCUUUUUAAUUUCAAUUAAAAAUAGAAAACAACCAAUUAGACAAACUAAUUUAACUAGUCGUUAUUGGGUGAACUCAAGGAAGCGUAAAAUGAAGACACGGAUAGUUAGAUUGAUUCCAGUUUAACUACUUUUGCAGUUUUUACUGUAGUUUAUAUUUCAAAGGCUUAACGAAUAAAAACACAUCUGACGUCCGUAGAUUUUUAAAUUCAUAACAAAAAGUUUCAAUUCUCAUUCCUUCUAGAGGUUAACGUUAUUUUAAUAAAACAAGAUUGCAAAGUUCGGGAUAAAAUAAAUAUCACGGCUUCACUUAGCUUAUAAAAAUAAAUAAAAUCUCUCAUCUAAAAAUGAAAUGUAGAAACGUAACGUUCUUUUGCAAGUGAAAUGUAUUAAGUAUUUAAUUUUUUAAAAUUUAGAAUUCAUGCCAAAUCUCAAAUAUUUCUGUGUUUGAUACUAGAACCUAGAUGUAUAGGCAUGACUUCAUUUCGCUACCUCAAAUUUAUGAACCUGACUGACGAUUUUAUAAAACACGAAAUUACAUCAACCAUUUAUAAUACUUUUAGAUCUGUAGAUCUACAUCGAUUUUUUUUUGUAUAAUUUUUGCUAUUACAAAAUCAUUGUAAAAAUAUUGUGUAAUUUUCUGCGAAAUUCACUUUAAGGCCAGUCGCUACGUGUGGAAUUUUCGAUCUAUUUACAGAAUUUAAUAUCUUCGUUAUUAACAGACCUACGAUUUUGAAAUUUUAAAUACAGGGUGUUUUUUAAAUGCACGGAAAAAUUGUUUGGGGUAUAGAGAUAUAUACAGGGUGUUUCUUUUAUUUGAUACAACCCCUGUAACUUUUUUAUUCUUGAAGAUAAACCCGUAGUUCUUUAACCAAAUUUGUAUCAUUCUCAAAGAUUUAUAUGAUGGUAAGCACAUAUUUUUAUUAUCACUGGCGGUAGAACCGGAAAUGACGCCAACUUAUUUUUUUUAAUGGAACACUAGGUAUAUUUUUUGAUAAAUGGAAAGAUUGAUUUUUGACUACAAAAAAUCACAAGCAACCAAUAUUCUAAAAUCAAUAAUAAAAAAGUUAUUUAGUAAAAUAUCUCCAAAAUUUUCCGUUUAUUUCAAAAUCUAGUUGCUUGAAAAACAAUUGCAAAAUUGUUGUCAUCACUAGAUCUUUUAAAAUGAUACAAAUUUGCUCAAAGAACUACAGAUUUAUCUUUAAAAAUAAAAAAUUUACAGGGGUUGUAUCAAAUAAAAGAAACACCCGGUAUAGUAUAGAGACCAUAUAUCAAAAAUCGUUCUAAUAAUUUUUUUUUUUAAUUUUUGAGAUAAAAUUCAAUGAGAUUUUAUGCAAAAUUUCCCCUACGCUACUGAUUUUACGAAGAUAGAAGUUACCAUAAAAAAAUUAAAAAGGUAAAAAAUAGGUUGCUUAGCAAAAAUGAUGACAGAUUCAUCGGACGUUUGUCGUGAGUUAAAAAUGGCAGAUUUUUCGAAUGCUGAAAUGCCCGAUAUGGUCCUCACGUACGGGCAAGCGGUAGGAAACAUUUCCUGAACAUGGGUUGCCCAACCUUAAAACCUUUGCUGCCGUUGUACAGCGAUUACGAGAAAACGGCAAAUUUCAACCUUGUUGCAACGAUCGUGGUCGUGAAAGAACUGAGCGUGUGCUCGACGCCGAGGAAGAAAUUUUGAAUUCUGUUGGAGAAAAUCCAAGGAUAAGCGUUAGAAGAUUGUCCUAUCGAAUUGGAGUUUCACCAUUUGUGGUUUGAGAACACUAAAUGGGCAGCGUCUGUUUCCAUACCACAUACGAGUUCAACACUUAAAACCCGAAGAUUUUCCGAGUAGGGUUCAUUUCUUCGAGUGGCUGUGUGCCAAAAAUAGAAAGGAUCCUCAAUUCGUUACAAUGUUGCUUUCAACAGACGAAGCAACAUUCACGAGAGAUGGUGUAUUUAACUCGCACAGUACCCAUCUUUGGUGUGAUGAAAACCCAGAUGCAAUUCAAGAAAGGAAUUUUUGGCCUCCCGAUCUGUAAAGAGCUCAUUUUUGACCAAUAAUUUGGUAAACAUUUUGGAGAAAGUACCGCUGGCAACAAGAAGAAAUAUGUGGUAUCUCCAAGAUGGGGCGUCUGCUCAUUAGGCAAGAGAGGUGAGAAGAUUCGUUUGGCAAAACUUUCCUGAAAAUUGGAUGGGAAGAAAUGGACCGGUUCUGUGGCCUCCUCGAUCACCUGAUCUUAACGCUUGUGAUUUCUUUCUAUGGGGUCACAUGAAACAGUUAGUGUACCGAACUCCAGUCAAUACUGUCGAGGAACUUAUAAACGGAAUACAGAACGGUGCUGCUGAAGUUAGGGCCAAUAGCGAUUUGAUAGGCAGAACGCAUCAAAGUUUAAUUCGGGGUGCUGAGGCAUGUAUACGAAAUAGUGCCGAGAUUUGGAGCAUUUGUUGUAAUUUUGACACUCUACGUAGGUUGUAUUUUGUUUAUCUGGUUUAUUAAAGAACAAUUUUCGAGUUUUACUUGUCAAUUUUGAGUUGACAAAUAUUCAAUUAUCACUUCAUCUUUGUAGAAUAAAUUAAUAGUAGCAAUCGUUGUACUCUUUAGCUGCUAAGGUUUCAACAAUAGCUUUUCGUGUAUUUCCAUAACACCCUGUAUAUGUUGUCCAUAACUUUCUUUAUAUAACGCCAGGACAAUUUUGUUAAAAACAGUUUGUGAUCAUUUUUUUCUUUUAAUUUUAGUGAAAUUUUUUCAUAACGUAUUUUUAAUAAUCAGUAUCUCAGUUAUUAAAGAAAUUUCAAAACACGAUUUUCAACACACUUUUCAGUUUACAAAACUCCAGAAAUCCUACCAGAUAUAUCGUCGAUUUUUUUUUUGUUAGAAACGAUACACAAAAAAAGUUUGUGUCAUAGAAGUUGCUAACUUUUAUUUUUACUAAUCUCAGUCCCAACAAAUAAAGUCAAAAUAGACCUAGUCCGAUUUCUAAAGUUUUGCAAGCUGAAAACAAUGGUGACAACUCCGUUCCAAAAUUUCCAUAAAUAACUGAACUAUUGAUUUUUUAAAAUACGUGAUACAAAAAUUUUAGCAAAAUUAAAAAAAUAUAUGAUAAUAAUAAAUUGUUAAAAAAAACUGCCCUGGCAGUUAUGUGGUGAAAGUUGUAGACAAGUUACAUUUAAAAUUUCAUAACCAUAGGUGUGUUAAUAAUGGAGAUAUUACAUUCCGAAAAUAUAUUGACAACACCGUAAGAUCCAAACGUAGCGACUCCUAUUAAGCCUCAUGUAUGUAAUUUUUAUUUUUUCACACUAAAUUACAUUUUCAGGUAUUGUUUGUUUCAACAUCGCCGUCCAAACUAAAAUACUGAUAGAUUCGUUUCAUAUUUUAAAUGCAUAUACAGAAAAUACAAAUUUUGUGUUAUUAUAAAAAAGUCUACAUUGUAAAUAAAUGUAAUAAAUUAAACCACAUUUUGUAAAGAAAAAUAUUUUUUUCUGAAAUAUCAAAAACCUUUGAUUAACUCAAUAUUUGAUCGUCCAAAGUUUGAAAACUGUGUAGUCUAACUAAAUUUAUAGCGUGAUGAUGACCGACAGUAGUUAUAAAUUUCACAAAUCUUUCCCGUUUCUCAACCAGAAGGGGCUGUAUUAUUUUGUAUUUGCGAAUAUUACAGGGCCGUACUUGAAUUUAUAUUAAAUACUAUCUAGGCAUAUUAUUUUCCUUCAUCUUCAGCCACUGAGGCAACUGUGAACUGUGUAUACUUACUCAUUGCUCAGGAAUGCAGCCAAUAUUGAUAGUUUUACCAAUUGUUCGUUUUCAAUUCUUCCUUGUUUACAAAUAAUGCUUCAAUUUCUUCCUUGUUUGAGGCAGAGUUGUCAUAUUUUGAUCGUAAAGAACUUUUGUGUUCUUAAUAUCUAUACUAAUAAAUAAUAAAUAAUAUAUAAUGUAUAUUAUAAUUAUAAUAAAUCUUCUACUCAAAUAUUUUAAAAUCCUGCACGUAGUAUUAUAUUUUUUUUAAUUCCUGAGCGUAAACUAAGGAAGUAUUGUAAUCGAGUCCAUUGGGUGACUGGCAGCUUUCAUAUUUUCUCGAUGGGUCUCCCGUUUCCGUCUAUCUGCCUGUCCGUCUGCCGUCUGUGUCAAUUUUUGUUAAAUAAAUAAUCUCCGAAACUACCGAACCGAUUUUUGUCAAAUUUUAUAUAUGUACUACGAAUAUCAUGUAGACGGUAAAACACUAUUCAAACUUUGUCUAAUCGUCCUCACCAACAAUGUUCACCUCAAAAUUGUACAUAAUAAAUGGGUUUUAAAUUGUAUCAGAAUCAGGUAACAUAGUUCUUCACAAGUAGUUUAUGAAUUCAUGUUGAGUUUUUACCCGAAACGUCCCGAUUUUUGGAAAAAAGUCAAAAUUUUAUAACAAUAUUUUGCAUGGUAAAUUUUUAUUCAAAAUAUAUUUGCUAAUCCCCCAGAAAAAUGAUGACGUCACGUCAAAAUUUUACCAAAUAAAUCCUACCUAAAAAGCGCAAAAUGUGAUGAGUCUAUACUUCUGAUUUAUCAUUGUAUUCAUAUUUUUUAGAUUUGCUUAUACAGGGUGACCCAAAAAAGUGUAUUAAUUACUCAAUUUAUUUAAUUGAUUAAUCAGGAACUGAAGAACUGAAUGCCUUAAAAUCUUGCAGAAAUUAUUGUCGAGACGGUAAAUUUUUAAUCAAAACGUGUAUGUUUAUCCCCCGAAAAAAUUGAUGACGUCAUCUUGUGAUUUAUCAUUGCAUUAAUAUUGUUUUACUUAUUUUAUUGAAUAAAUCGGUAACUGCGAAACCGAAUGCGUUGAAAUCUUUUUAAGGUUAUCGUGAUCAAAAUGUAUUCAUUUGUCUCCUCCCAAAAAAUUCAUGACGUCAUCUCAAAAUUUUCUGGAAUAAAUCCUGUCUGAAUUAUACAAAAUAUUAUCACUCUGUACUUGUGAUUUAUCAUUGCACUAAUAUUUUUUUGAUUUGCUAUUGCAGGUGGCUCGAAAAAAUUCAUGAAUGAAUCAUUUUUCUUUUAUUGAUCAAAUCAAGAACGGCUCAAUACAAUACUAUAUUAUAUCCAAUCCAAGUUGAUAUACUAUGGCCUUGCAAAAAUGGUCAUGACGUCAUCACAAAAUUUUGAAAGUAAAAACUAAAAUCUCAUUUGAAACAUACAUGUAGCACGCUUCUUUACGUUUACUUUAAAAUUACAUAUUUAAUUAUUUACAUAUAUUUAUUCUAAUAAAAGAAAAUAAAAUUCAAAUUUUAUAAUUUUUCGAAUGUAUGUAUGUCUCAUUGUACGUCAGGGACGAGGGAAAUGUUUUUUAUGUUUUGUGCAACAUCAUAUCAAGGAAAAUUAAUUAUUAGAAUAAUCAUCUCAAGAUUUUGGACUUGCUUCCUGAACUGAAAUCUCUUUUUUUUUUCAAAAAAUGUAAAAUAACCCAAUAUCAAUUCAUUUUACCAAGUAUUAAUUUUCUAUUCUGAGCUCCACGAGAGAGUAUUUUCUCCAAAGUAAACAAUGGAAUUUUUAGCGGUAGAUUUUUUUUGUUACAGCUCAAUUUCUUCUUCCGCAUUUUUAACGUUCAUUUACAUUAAAAAAUCACCUGUUUAACUUUUAAUGGCAAAAGUUUUGUACGAAGUUGAAAUAUUUGCUUACACUUUUUUUUCUUUUCUUACAUCCAGUGAUCUGUGAAAUUUAAAAAUGUUGUAAAUUUUCCGCUUCUUAGUAAUGGCAGACUUUUUAAAAUUUCAAUUAAUAUGAUUAAUUUGUUAUCUGCCAGAAUAAUUCUAACACUGGAACCGUCUUGCCAUUAUAGUUAUACACUCCAAAAGAAGCGGAAAAAACUAAAAUGUUAGAAUUUAUGCGACAGAAAAAUAUACAGAUACUUUUCUGUCGUAUAGGUAAAAGCAUAGUCUUCACAAAGACCGUUUUUAACGAAAAAGGAAAUACACAAAGUAGAGCACAAAUCGGUACAAGUACCUAUUAAAUAAGCUUACGGAGAGGAAAUGGUUAUUUCGAGACCCACCAGGAAAGUUUUACUUCUUACUGCCAUUAUUGUAUAUAAAAGACAGGCAAUAGCGAAAAAAGACUAUAAGCGGCUAAAUAUCGACUUUAUUGAGGUUUGUAAGGAUUUCAUGUCAUAUUUCUGAGGAAUGUGAAUCAGCAGUCGGUUAAAGUUAUUGUUUUCGGCACCUUAGAAGAUUUAAGAAACAUAAGUAUUUUUUAGUACAUAACAAAAACCAAAGAAAACUCUCCGGCAAAUAUGUGUCUAAAUAAUUUAGUUAUGAUAGUUUAAGUAUCAAAGCAAUAAUCACGCUAUAAUUUUAGUUGGAUUUUAUCAAAGAUUUAAAAGAAACAUUUAAGAGAGUAAUAAUUUAAAAUCUACACAAAAAAGAAAAAGUAAAAGCUAAACAAAUUUUCAUAAGUCUAUAAUAAGCAAUCAUUAGAAUAGUAAACAAUGUAAUGAGACUAAAGAUUUGUAAUCGGGGUUUAGCGUAGUCGCAACCAAGUUAUGUCUCACGAAAUUCUAUAAAUAAGCCUAGAUAAUGCUUAAACAAUUCACGUGUGUAAAUAAAUUUCCAAGUGCAGUUAAUAGUAACACAACCACUCCACUAAAAAAUGCCGCUUUUAAUUUUUCACCAUACACCGACUGGUCCAAAAAGCACAAACACUGCCGCUGCGGAACUAACACUUGCACAUUAACCACUUACACCCGCACUAAAUGUACCUGUACUUUCCAUUAUACCUUGCAUUUUAGCAAAUAAAGUCUUUUUUAUUCAA
This is a messenger RNA of Zophobas morio, 9822 nucleotides long. RefSeq names its product diuretic hormone receptor-like. Gene Ontology annotation, molecular function: peptide hormone binding; G protein-coupled peptide receptor activity; diuretic hormone receptor activity. The transcript is spliced from 10 exons. Bases 343 to 1710 code for a protein of 455 amino acids. Gene Ontology annotation, biological process: cell surface receptor signaling pathway; adenylate cyclase-modulating G protein-coupled receptor signaling pathway. Gene Ontology annotation, cellular component: plasma membrane. The record is from RefSeq and is a predicted model, not a curated record. Lineage: Eukaryota; Metazoa; Arthropoda; Insecta; Coleoptera; Tenebrionidae.